Molecule: messenger RNA, 831 nt
Organism: Rhipicephalus sanguineus (brown dog tick)
Lineage: Eukaryota; Metazoa; Arthropoda; Arachnida; Ixodida; Ixodidae
Product: monocarboxylate transporter 2
Exons: 5
Coding region: 1-831 (276 amino acids)
Molecular function (GO): monocarboxylic acid transmembrane transporter activity
Source: RefSeq, a predicted model, not a curated record
AUGUCGGCCGAGCAGCAGGAGCCGCCGUCUCCUCAGCAGUACCCGGAUGUCCUCGCUCCUGACAGCGGCCACAGCUGGAUAAUCGCGGCCGCCGUUUCCUGGAACGUGUUCUGCUGCUCGCUGCUGCGUCGUGCGGUGCCCGUCAUGUUCCGUGCCGUGGGAGAAGCGUUCCCCACAAGCACCAAGAGCUCGGUCGCCUGGAUGAACGCCUUCAUCUACAGACUGGCAUACACAUUGUCGCCGGUGACGUCUACGCUGAGCCGCGUCCUAUCUUUGCGUUCGCUCUCCGUCGCGGGCGCCAUCUUGGUUGGAGCAGGCCAAGUGAUCUGCUUUCCCCUGGGCAGUCUGGCCGCCAUCGUUCCCGUGAUCGGACUAUUGUGCGGUCUAGGAACAGCGCUGACCGUCGUGGUGGACGAGAUGGCGCUGCAACUGCACUUCGCGAAGGUGCGCUACCAGGCGCUCACUCUGUACGAGGUGGCGUUCUCUCUGUCAGCCAUCGUGUAUCCGCCGGUGUUCCUAAUCCUGGUGGACACCUACGGCAUCAACGGAGCGCUACUCGUCUCUGGCGCCCUCUCGCUCAACGGCCUAGCCGGAUCGGUGGUUAUCACCAGGCCCGUGUGGUUACCACCGGACAUUCCGCUGCCACCGUUGUAUCGGCGUGCAUCGGAUGUCGCCGCCGAAGCGGAUGCAGUGUCGCCGGCCUCACCCGUGGAGAAAGGUGCGAAAGGAGACUCCGCCGGAGAUGCUAAAGAAGUGGCUGCUGCCGACAAGUCGGACUCGAACAAGGACAUUCUGGUCACUCCAGCCCUCAACAAGUUCAGCCUCAGUUAG